UCAACUCACUCUUUGAUACUGUCGGGAAUGGGUCGCUCAGUGUUUCCGACCUGGGGAGCACGUAAGCACGACAGCCUUGUACUCGGCCGUAAGCGUGGAGUAUCGUGAUCAAGCACAUACACAAGCUUUCUAACUUAGCUCAUCAAGCUUUCUACGACAUAAAAGAGGGAGCCGUGGUGACUGCAAACAACCAGCGAUCUAUACCCUCACACCAUCUGCCUCGUUGGUUGAUUAGCGUAGAAUAGGCAGCACAUUAUCAUCUCAUCCAAACCACCCUCAGAUGGCCCCCAAAAUCGCAAUCAUUGGUGCUGGCCCGGGAGGCUGCAUGCUCGCACGCCUUCUCCACCAGUCCAAUGCUCACAUCCCCGUAACCAUCUUCGAAGCGGAAGCCUCGGUUAACUACCGCUCACAAGGCGGCACCCUGGAUCUCCGGUCAAGCACCGGACUCGCAGCAAUCAAAGAAGCAGGCUUAUGGGACGAGUUCCAGAAAUACGCACGCUACGAUGGCGAAAGCCUCCUCGUAACCGAUAAAAACCUCGUCACAUGGUUGCGCAGAAGCCCCAGGAAGAACGCCAGUGAUGGGAAGACACCCUUGCAGGAAGCACCGGAGAUUGAUCGCAAGGACCUGAGAAAGAUGCUCAUGGAGAGCUUACCUGAGGGUGCAGUGCGCUGGGGGUUCAAGCUGUCGAAAGUAGAACAAUCUCCCGCCGGUAUAGAGUUGCAUUUCGCCAAUGGAGAAGUAGUUGGGGGUUUCGACUUGAUUGUUGGCUGUGACGGUGCAUUCAGCAAGACGCGCUCCUUCCUGAGCCCAGAGAAGCCCUUCUAUGUCGGUCUGGGCGGUUGGGCACUGGGCAUCCCUGAUGCUGUUCAUACAGCGCCAGAAGUGUACAAGUUGGUGAAUCGAGGAAGUGUAUUUGCGUACAGUGACGGGAAGAGCCUAGCUAUCCAGCAGCUCUCAGACGAAAGUCUACAUGUCUCGUCCUACGGAUCCUACCCCGAGGACUACACACAGUCGUGUGGUUUCGAUGCACAGGACCUGGGCGCUGCAAAGUCGGCUUUGAAGCAGGCGCUACACGAGUGGUCACCACAGCUCCUCGACGCAGUCGACAAAACUCAAGGCGCAGUCGCCUGGCGCAACCUCUACCAACUUCCCGUAGGCUUCACAUGGCCGCAUAGACCUGGUAUCACUCUUCUGGGAGAUGCUGCGCACUUGAUGACGCCGUUCUCUGGCAUCGGCGUAAACACGGCUUUCUACGACGCGAUGCUCUUAGCCCAGUCCAUCACAUCUCACACGGUGUGGGAAUUGGAGGUCAAAGACGCGAACGACGCCCGGACGAAAGAGCAGCUGCAAGCUGAUUUGGAUGAAAGGAUCGUAGAGUAUGAGAAUAAGAUGUUCGAGCAGGCACACAAAGCGCAACGUCACACUGCAGGCUCAAUGAACGACAUGCUGCUCACCCCCGGCGCGCCACGCACCACGAUCGAAUCCUGGAUCUUGAGACACACAAAGGAUGAUAUUCCCGCUUGGUUGUAUCCGAUCGUCUCAACAGUUGUGUAUGUAGGGUAUUGGGUUUAUAAGUGGUUUGUAUAAUAUGUACAGUAGAAUCACUCUAGUCCCCUCUGCGCGCUCUCAUUUCCGCACCUUGCCCGUCUCCUAUCCCACCUCAACUAUCUUAGUCAUGUGUUCGCAAUCUAGCUUUGCGACAAGGUG
Molecule: messenger RNA, 1708 nt
Organism: Cucurbitaria berberidis CBS 394.84
Lineage: Eukaryota; Fungi; Ascomycota; Dothideomycetes; Pleosporales; Cucurbitariaceae
Product: FAD/NAD(P)-binding domain-containing protein
Exons: 2
Coding region: 281-1588 (435 amino acids)
Molecular function (GO): FAD binding
Source: RefSeq, a predicted model, not a curated record